AAUGGCUACUGCUUCGAAUUCUAGUGAUACCAUCUCGUACGUUUUUCUCACGGUAAGCGUGAACGGUUUCGAGAGCGCUAAGGUAACUGAAAUCAGUAUGUUGAGUGUUUUCAGUGAAGAGUUAAACAGAAAGAAUGAAAAUGCUGGGCCGAGUUGGUUUCCGAGAAUUCUAGAUAAAAUGACAAUCUGCAUCGACCCGAAAGCAAAGUUAGAUUACGAAGUUGGCAAAACUUACAAAGUUACGUCGCAAAAUUUUCAGCUUGCGAAGCGAAAAGAAUUUGACUUAAACGUUUUAAAACUUCUUCGGUUAUUUCUGGCUCGCCAGUCUGGUAAACUCUGCCUCGUAUUCCACGGUCGCUACGGUUUUACCGCUUUGCAAUCCGAGUUGGGGCGCAUUGGGAAAGCAUUGGAUAAAGUGGAUGACCGGAACGUCUGGUUUGUGAACUCUGAAGAAGUUUUUAAGAAAAUCGAACCGAAAAAAGCAUCUGAUCUAAGAAGAAUUUGCGACGAGCACCUCAGCGAAGGAAUGGCUGAUCCUUCGACCACGGAAGAACAAAAUAUAUGUUUGGUCAAAGUUGUCUUGAAGAAUCUGGACAAGUUUCUUAACAACCUAAAUUGUGAGCUCGUGUCUUCACCCAAACAGAAAGAAGUCCUUACUGAAUCUGAACCUGAAACUUUAACGUAUAGUGACCGAAGUUCUCUUUCUGGAAAGUUUGAAAACCCGCACCAGACGCACGUCUAUCUUGAUUUAGAAGCUACAGGGCUAACCCAAAGCAAGAUCACUGAAAUAUGCAUAGUGGCUGUUAACGUGGAUUCUCUACAAGCUUCAACAACAGGCUCUGUGCCCAGAAUCAUCGACAAAUUGGUUCUUAUCGUUGACCCUGUCAAAACCAUCGAGGACCACGCCUCAUCAAUAACGAAACUGAACAACCAGAUCAUUGAAGAAAGCCUCAAACCGAAGUUCAACGCCCAAACGUCUGAGAUUAUAGCAGUAUUUCUAGAAAGGCAAUCCUCCCCUAUAUGCAUGAUCGCACACAAUGGGUCAGGCUUCGACUUCCCUUUGUUAAAAAAGCAUAUUCGUGCUUCUAAUGCAAACGAAUCAAUCUUCUCCCAUAUUAGAUGCUCUGACUCCCUUCUUGGGAUGAGGGAACUACGUGGUCGUGCUCGUCGAUCAUGCAAACUUGAAGAUGUCUUUCAACGUUCGUUCCCACGGUCCCUGUCAAUCAACCAACAUCAAGCAGAAGACGACGCCAUCAAACUUAUGAAGAUCGUUCGUUUGAAUUCCCGAUUACGUUCUUGGAUAAAUAAUAACUACGAUGAGUUCAAAAGCAUAUACGUUUACUAACGGAGAAAUGUUAAACCCAGCAUUGUAGGAUGAACCACUUACUAUAACCUGUAUAUAAAAUAUUUCAUACUAUGGGGUAAGAUGGGAUACUGUUAUAACAGAUUUUAGACGUAUUUUCUACGGAAAAACGUAAAUUUUACAGUUACUUUUACAGUUUUUUUUUACUGCGAAAAUAGACGUAAUUUGUUAACGUGCCACACGUAAAAAGUGCUGCCAGUGACUUUCACAGUAAAAAUUUCUAACAGUGUAGCACUUAAAACCCCAGGCUCUUUUAGAGUCGCGGGCCACGGUUGUAUAAUUCUGUAAAUAUCCUUUGUUUACUACCAUGUGAGACGAGAAAAUGGAAUAAAAACAUGAACCAUCUUGCCCCAGCCCACGGUAUAUAUUUGCCAAUGCAACAUAAAUUGAAAUGGCUCGUAUGUAUAUUAUCGCUUGCUUAUUCUAUUACACAUGAUAUAAAGAGAAACAUUGCAGCAAUUACUGUGUAUUCUGCAAACUCACCAUAUUGCAACGUGCAGUUAGUAUAACUUCCUAUGGCAUGAAAAACAUCACGAAGUCAUGAACAGACUUAGUGAAUGUCAAGCAGAAGCAAACCUUUAACCCUUAAUCUGACUACAGCUUGCCUGCUGCGUUGCCAUGCCCAGUUUAUGAGUUUAUUGUUUUAACGGUCGGUGAUUUCAAACACGCUGUACAAUGAAAUAAAAAAACGUUUUGCAUUGAGUUCCGAGAAUCAAACGUGUAUUCACAACACGUAUAGCCUAUUACUGUCUGUCUUUGAUCAGCGCAGUUAGCAUCUAUUUACACGCUUAGAGAGAUAGGAUAGAUUACAGCGUUUAAAUAAAGUUUCUAUAAUGACAGAGGGCGAACAGCAUGCAGAAUCUUCGAGUCGUGAAGUUACAACAUUACAUGCAGAUCGUAUAAAGUUGUACAGCGAUGCUUUAUGGGCUAGCAUUGCUACGUUAAUGGUCGCACCAAUACUUAACUCCAAGUACAUGCACACUCUCAUACACACCCACGAUGAAAAGAAAAAGGAAGAAAUAAUGCUCACGUUUCAAACACAAACGAAAAUAUAUUUCCUGACGUUUCUAAUAACGUGCAAUACAUGGGCAAAACAUGUCUGGUCAUUUCAACUGCUUCAAUAUGUGACUGACUUGAGCGUUUUCAUAAAUAUGAACAUUCUUCUCUUUGCGAGCAUCCUCCCCUACUCUUAUUUAAUUUUAUCCAUUUUCCACCGAGGCACCUCCAUGCCAAUUAUAAUAUACUGCAUCCUACAACUUAUCAUAAGCAUUUUCCAGAUUGGGAUUGUCAUUCAUUCCUUCAGAUAUCCACAAUUACUUCAACGCAACCUGCGUGAUAAACCAGAUCAAGAAAAGAAAAAUAUUCGAAAUCGUGUGCUGGGAAAGUUAAUGUUUGGACCCAUUAUAUUAGUGAUAGCGAUCAUAGUGACCUACUUUUCAAUAGAUGCGGCUUUGGUGUGUCUUGCAUUUAUAAUGGCAAGUGAAUGGUUGCAAGCGUUAUUGAGAAGGCUCUUCCUGCUUGUACCUGGUUUACAGAACUCGACAUUUGUUCAGAAAUUAUCAAGAACUGAUGUCAUGUUUGUUGAAAGAAUAACCAUGCAUAGAUUGGAAGCUUUCAGUGAUGGCGUAACAGCAAUCGCAUUCACUCUGAUUAUACUUGAUAUAAUGCAAGAACAGCAGCUUACGAAAACGAUGGUGAAAGAUAAGUUUCACAACGACUUGUUUCUUGCUCUUGCUUCAAAAUGGCCGUUUUUAGUUUCUUACGUUGCUGCGUUUAUUUUUAUCUCUAUGUUCUGGUACACACACAUGACGCUAUUCAAGCAAUUCAAAGAAUGCUCAAGGCUGAAUCAACUUAUCAAUAAUCUGCAUUUGUCUUUUGUUGGAAGUUUCCCUCUGUGUUUUAAACUUGGAACAGCAUUUAAAGAAUCAAACUUAAUGAAACUAGGAGUCCAGCUUGGCAGUGGAGCAGUGUUUUUAGGAUCUUCAUUACUGCUUCUUAUUUACGGGCUAACUUUGGUUCGAAUUAAAUUUGAAGAUGACCCUACCAUAACUUGGAUGAAUAAAGACGUUUGUUUUGGUGGGAAAUAUAUGAAGAUAUUAACAGCACAGCUUAGUAUUUUACCAAUCACUGGGUGCGUCUCAUUCAUUAUUUCAUUCUUUACAAGCGCGUUGACUGCUGGUAUAUGUUUUGCUUCUAUGGCAGUAGUUUCAUUACUGGCGAUGAUGGCGGUCAACAUUACGAAUUACUUCCUAUACGAACACAAUAUUCAAGAGACAACUGAUCAUACUGAGAACAGACCACUGUUGCCUGCUGAAUGAUAUGUCUUGUACUUUGCUUCUUAUACACAGAAAUCAACUCAGUC
Messenger RNA from Ciona intestinalis (vase tunicate), 3725 nucleotides. The record is from RefSeq and is a predicted model, not a curated record. Lineage: Eukaryota; Metazoa; Chordata; Ascidiacea; Phlebobranchia; Cionidae.